Messenger RNA from Lytechinus variegatus (green sea urchin), 1052 nucleotides. RefSeq names its product dachshund homolog 1-like. The record is from RefSeq and is a predicted model, not a curated record. Bases 384 to 785 code for a protein of 133 amino acids. Lineage: Eukaryota; Metazoa; Echinodermata; Echinoidea; Temnopleuroida; Toxopneustidae. The transcript has a single exon.
UCGGGAAUUUUGAACAUCCCUUCUUGGUGAGUGGAGUGACCCAAAUUAUGACCCUUGUAGAUGUUUGGAUUUACACGUGAAGAACCAAUGUGGAGCAUUUAUUGUCAUUUGCAGACCGUGAUCGCUUUGGCCGCCGCGUAAGAACAAUUCUACACAAAUCGCCAGACUAUAACCUCAACUACCAGCUGAGCUUUGAGGAGCGAGUGAAACCGCGCGUGGAUCGUAUUAAUUCAUUUAUUGGAAGCUCACUCUUGCUCUUGCAAGUUCCCGUCAUUCUACCGUUGCUGUUUCGCAUCUCCGCAAGUGGUUCUCGUGCAUCGCUCCAAUUGCUAAAGAAGUUUUGUUUUUGAAGUCUUGGGCUUUUGGAUUGCAAGUGCAAGAAAAUGGGAAGUCCACCGCCUACUCAGGUUCCCCUCAGCAGUGUUUUGUACAAGCUGGACAGGGUAGCCUACAGCACCCCGCCACCAGUCAGCAACGAUCCUGCCAACAACGAGUGCAAACUCAUCGAAUACCGAGGGGCAAAAAUUGCCAGUUUUAACAUAAAUGGAGAUGUUAUGAUCUGCUUGCCACAAGCUUUUGAAUUGUUUCUAAAACAUCUCGUUGGCGGACUACACACGGUAUACACAAAGUUGAAGAGACUUAGCAUCACCCCUGUGGUCUGUAACGUUGAACAGGUUCGCAUCCUGCGGGGACUUGGGGCGAUCCAGCCAGGAGUGAACCGCUGCAAACUACUCACCAGGAAACAAUUUGAUAUUCUCUACGAGGAUUGUACAACUGCUAGGUAAGGUUUAACAUGGAUGAUUUAGAAUAUUAUUUUGAUGAAACUUGUUCGAGUCUAGUUUAGUCAAUGAUGCAUAUCAUGUCAGGACAGGAGGCUGUGGCUGGAUCACUGGGCCUUUAGUUCGGGAAAUAGCGCGGAAAUUCUCGCGAAAAUAUGAAAGAUCUUUUGACCUUUAUUUUAUAAAAGAAAAAAAAAUCUAUAAACAAAGAGUCGUACACAUUGCGCCUCUGACCUUAUAGGCCUACGCUAUUAACGAUAUAUUGCAAAUAAU